AUGCGAAAUAGUGGUGUCACAGUGCUAGCUGAAGCAAUGCACAUAUCAAGUAUGAAGGACUUAAACCCCAAAUAUGCAAAUCUGUCAUAUUUUGGGGUUAUUGAGCACAUUUGGGUGUUUGAUUACGAGAAUUUUAAGAUUCCUAUCUUUGGUUGCAAGUGGAUAAAUAGUAGUGGCAUACGAAUGGAUAAGUCAGGAUUUCUGCAAGUUGAUCUUAAUAGGGUGGGGUACAAAGACGAGCCUUUUAUUCUAGCAUCUCAAGCUAAACAAGUGUUUUAUGUUACUGACACGACGAGUACGAAAUGGUCUAUAGUGCUUUUAUCUAACAAAGUGGCUGAUGAUACCGGUGUAGAUCAAGGUGAUAUUGAUGUUGAGAAUCAGUCAAGUGUUAAACAGAAUGAUCAAGAUGAGAAUAGUAUAACGGAUGAAUCAUAUAUCAGAAAGGAUCAUGAUGAGGGAAUUUGGAUCAAUUCUGACGUCCGCGUUGCUGAGAAACAAUUAUUUGUAUAUGUGUCUAUGACUAGUAACGAGGAUCAACCACAUGAUGAUGCUAUUGAUGAUGGAGAUCAUGACAACAUUGUUGAUCAGGAAGCGGAAAUUAGAAGAGGAAUAACACUUAUGAAGAGAGUCAUUCGUUAUAGAGACCGAGGCAUACUAUUAGAUGCGCAUUGGAGCGAAAUUGGCCUACUAAUUGAGCCGAACGGUUCAAAGAUUACAAGUUUUAUUGGUGCACUCGUAAGGAAUGCAAUUCCAAUUACUUGUGAUGAUUGGAGAGAUACAAAUUUGGAAGAAGCUAAAGACAAACUUUGGAUUGAGAUACAGAGGAGUUUCAACAACAUGGAGGAUAAUAGAAGAAAAAUUUGUCUCAAAUUGGCCGGAAGACUACUAAGAGGGUUUAGGACUUUUUUAACAAGGAGAUAUCUUAAGGAUGCGAAUAAAAUUUUUGUUGAUGCAGAGUAUCCAGAAAGAUAUAACAGUUUGAUUGCACCUGAAGAAUGGGUAACGUUUAAAGCAAAACGAAAAAACCCAAAUUUUCGGAGUAGAAGUGAAACAAAUCGGCAAAGAGCAUCAGGUCCCCCAUAUCCAUACAGAAAAGGGCGUAUGGGAUAUGGACGCUUAGAACAGUCUAUUUUAACAAGGGAGAGUAGUUCUGAAACAUCUGUUCCACCACAUGUUUUGUGGAAGGAAGCCCGUGUGGGAAAGGAUGGAGUUGUCAAAGAAGAUGUUCAAAAAGUUUUUGAAAAAUGCGAGACUCUAUCUUAGUCUAUAUCUCCAGAUGAAGGCAAUGAUUGCAUGAGCAUACUUAGCCGCGCAUUAUAUAUUCCUGAAUAUUCUGGUCGGGUGAGGGGUGAGGGAUUUGGAAUCACUCCAACAUCCUUGAAGAUGAAAAAACAGAAGGCUCCUAGCAAUAGAGAACUACAGGAAACCUUGUAUGCACUACAAGCUGAAGUCCGCGAAUUGAAAAGGGAAAAAGAAUUAAGAGAGCAAGCUUCAGGUU
Messenger RNA from Vicia villosa (hairy vetch), 1498 nucleotides. RefSeq lists its product as uncharacterized. NCBI's taxonomy places the organism in Eukaryota, Viridiplantae, Streptophyta, Magnoliopsida, Fabales, Fabaceae. The coding region runs from base 1 to 1263 and encodes 420 amino acids. The transcript has 6 exons. The record is from RefSeq and is a predicted model, not a curated record.